Ilyonectria robusta is the source of this 966-nucleotide messenger RNA. RefSeq lists its product as uncharacterized. Gene Ontology annotation, molecular function: endopeptidase inhibitor activity. The record is from RefSeq and is a predicted model, not a curated record. NCBI's taxonomy places the organism in Eukaryota, Fungi, Ascomycota, Sordariomycetes, Hypocreales, Nectriaceae. The coding region runs from base 396 to 686 and encodes 96 amino acids. Gene Ontology annotation, biological process: vacuole fusion, non-autophagic. The transcript has 2 exons.
GCACGCACUUUGGUUCAUGGGUGGUGCCACAACUGGUGAAGGACUUCAGGCACCCGUUUAACUUAAUGCGUUAGUCCCUUCAUGGUUGGGAGGUGUGCCUGAAAUGGAGCGGUUAUUCCUCGGGUGCCUCGGUUUCCGCGUGACAAUGCGUCCAGUGGACAGACCCGUGCCUUCGCUUCCGCCGCCCAGUGCCCGUUGCCAGCCUUUACCUGAUCGCAUGCGACCUUGACUCAGGCUCCCUCAACUUGCGUUCCCCAACGACGUCCCUAUAACAUACCACCGAUUCGCUCCGUAAUCCAACACCCAUCCAACUCGCUUCACCGACAAUCAACACGACAAUCAUCGGAACCAUCGCCUACUGCAGCCACCCUUGUUGUCAGACCCCUUUGAUCACCAUGAAGCCCUUCACCAUCCUCGCCGCGACUCUCGCCAUCCUCCCCGGCGCUCUUGCCGUUGACCAAAAGAAGUCGGUUAUCGUCUGGUUUGAGGACGAAUCUACACCUGACUCCGCCAUCAACGACGCUAAGCAGUCCAUCCUCGAUGCCGGUGGCAAGAUUACCCACAUCUACACCCUCAUCAAGGGAUUCGCUGCCAUCUCCACGGAGAAGGCGCUAGAGCAGGUUCAGACCUGGGGCAACAAGUACGAAGUCCACAUUGAGGAUGACGAGGUCGUCUCUACGGACUGAUGUCACGGAGACAUGAACAAACGAACCGGCGAUUAUUUCGAAUUUGAUGGAGCGCGGCCUGGGAAUUGACAACUGCCACUUUGGCGGCCAGAACUGUUCGGCGUUUAGAGACAAGUUCCUCAACAGGGAGCGAAAGAAGAGGAAACACUCGUUGACAGAGCAUGGGCUUGUUUGGACUCAGAAGGAGCAGUGCCGCACGGGCUGGAUCGGUCGCGGAAUCAUUGCGUUGUGUACAUAUCUCAUUCUGCAUUCGUAGAGAGUCAAAACUUGAGACCCUACA